Lytechinus pictus (painted urchin) is the source of this 3662-nucleotide messenger RNA. RefSeq names its product probable E3 ubiquitin-protein ligase HECTD4. The transcript is spliced from 20 exons. Bases 153 to 3662 code for a protein of 1169 amino acids. The record is from RefSeq and is a predicted model, not a curated record. NCBI's taxonomy places the organism in Eukaryota, Metazoa, Echinodermata, Echinoidea, Temnopleuroida, Toxopneustidae.
UUUCACAACAUCGAAAUGGCCGCCUCCACUGUACUGCUGAGCUCGUAACUCUGCAUCUGCACAAAUCUUUGGCAGGUUCUUCUUUCCUACAAAUCUUGUUCUUGACUUACAACAGGAAAAUUACUGAUGUGGGAUGUGUAUCUAAGGUCAACAUGGCUUCAAACUGUGUUACAGAUACAACGCAGUGGCUAUCAGUGAACGAAGAAUCGUUGUUUUUGCAUGACGGAUUAUUGCGGGUAAGCGAUCUUGUGAACUUGCCGAAACAUCUCAACAACGCAAACCCUCAAAACAGUUCAGAUGAGGUGGUUUCAUUUGACACUAAAAAUCCAACAGAAUUGAGUCAGAGACUGGUAUCUGUCUGCGAGAGACACAAUAAUAUAUAUGCUUACUCAAGACUUUUAGAAUAUCGACUAAAUGCCUUGAAAGGCCUAUGGAAUGCCCAUCUCCAAAUAAAUAGCAAUGUGGAACAGCUGGAAAGAGAGACGUUUGGCGAAGAGGAAGUGACAAACGCUGCCGGCAUCGGCGGCCUAAGUUUGCUGAAGAAAGUCGCUUGGCAUGGAGCUGAACCAGCAGCCUUUUCAAGUCGUCUUGGACUACUUCUCCUUUUUCCACUCCUUCGGUCACAACAGAGAAUAAAUCCAGAGUUAAGCAGCGAAACAGCGGUUCUGCUUCUUAAUUGCCUUCGAGAUUGUCUUCCACUGAGCCUUUCAAAAGAACCCACAGAUUGUUUGGAUGGACUGGAAAACUUGUUGAGUUCCUGGCUUGGUGAAAGUGAUGAGAUUGAUGUGAUUGCUCGUGUGAAACCACAUGAAGAGCAACAUGCCAUCCAACAACAACGCCAACAACUUGCCUCUGCCUUGGUUGCAUUUGCCUGUGCAAGGGGCUCAACAGGAACAUUCAUUCACACUACACACCUCCUGCAGCAGCUUGCCCCGAGUAUAGGUCCACUCCCCAUAGCGGAUAUCCUUCAGAGACUACUCCGGCUUGAAGGAGGGCCAGGAUCUCCAUCCUAUCUCCAUGGUAGCCGCCAUGUCGUGUGCUGGGGAUUUGAGGACAUGCUGGGUGAGAAGGAAGAGAAGACAGAGGAUAAAGAGAAAGAAAAAGAAUCAAUUACUGGUAGGAGCCUGGCCUGUGAUGGUGUGUUUUUGUACUGCACCAAUGCAAGGGGUAAAUGUCUUGCUAAGAUUGGAUCUGGAUUACAUGGGACCUUAAGAGGCUUUGUCUACGCCCGUAACCCUGACCUUCCAGUAGGCUUGAUUGCUUGCACUGACAAGAUAUUGCUGCAUCGCCCUCUGGAGGCAGACUCUAAAACAGAGUUAUUGGGGUCCAUCAUCAAUAGAGAUACUCUUAAGGUUGAAGGUAAUGUGAAGAUGCCCGAGACCCUGGUCAAUGCUUCUCAAGUCACUGUCUCACUAUGCAGUGAUGGUACCUACUUCUAUAGAGUCUGGUGCCCUCCUGGACCGGACAAGAGUGGCAAAGGUCAACCUGUAACCGUCGAUUUCCUAAACUUGAAGGAGCAAGAUGGUGAGAUCAUUGCUGAUCGUCUUAGACCAUCAAUCGUACUAGUUAGGAAUGAGGAUAUAGUAAGAGGUGUGACAGACCCACUUCUCUUGAGACUGAGAGCGUUCCGCCCAGGUAAUGCUGCUGCACUAGCACAACUCACCAACUCCAAUGGUAAUUCAGGUGGCAGAGAAGAAAUAUCUACCACAAGCUGUGGCCUGACCCUGAAGCUCCUUCGCAGGUCACCUAUAUAUUGCUGCGGCAGUAGUAUUGUGAUGGUGACAUCGCCCCCUGGAGGAAGUAGCAGCUCAGCUUCUCGAUCCCUAUUCAGUACUACUGCUGGGCUUAGUGGACUUAGAACAUUGGCAACAAGCAUCUGUUUCAAUCUUUCAAAUGGUCUCCUAACCAGCAAGCUAGAGCUUAUGGAUGCCCCAGCAUGUGCUAUUGCUAGAGGAUCAAACGUCCAGGGUCUAGGUAUUUGCUAUGACGAGCUCAACAACACCAUCUGGACCUGUUCUCCCGACUGGGUUGACCAAUGGCAGAAUCCUGGGCUGAGGGCUUCUCACCAUGUCUGUAAGCAGCUUGGAGUACCACAACCUCCACUCAUUGACAAGACACCACAGGACAAUAUGUUAGAGGUAUCUGAGGUUGUGGGUCUCCUUCUUCACCAUGUGGGGAGCUCCAGCUGUCACAAAGUACACAGUGAAGUAUACCAGAGCCCCGCCCUAGGGAGACUCAUGGCUGCCCCUACCCCACCCCCAAUCACCCAUCUCAGACGGUUGUGUGCCAUAAUAGAGAAGGCCGUAGAAGAACAGAAUCUUGCCAUCAUUCAGUGCAUGCUGGUCGUUCUGCAGGUUGUCUUCAAGUCACAUGCCUUCAAUCCAGACAAUGUUGAUGAGAGGAACAUCUUAGAAAGGACUAGGAAACUGGUCUGGGGUCUGUUGACAUCAAGUGAUGAGAAGUUUGGAGCAGAGAGACUUAUAACUGAAGCCUGUAAUGUUAUCAAGACUGGUCUUUCUGUGCUAUUCAAUGGUUCUGAUCAAAUCAACGGUCUGCUUCGUCAACUUCUGACCGAUGGAGACUCUACAUCCUCCUUGGGUAAACUAAGAGAUAUGAUCCUAACAGAGCUGGCUCAUCAACUCAGGCAGACUUCCAGAAAAGAGAAUCACAAGUUUGAUGAAGGCUUGGUCCAGAUGAUCAUGAAUAUAUCAGAAAGGGAAUCACGUCAACUCCUUAGCCAGUGCCUCACCAGUGAUAGACCAGCUGAAUCGAUAUCAGCUAAUGUACCACUUGCCAGCCCUUGCCAACAGUUCCUAACAUCCCUUGAGCUACACAUCUUACAAGGUAUUAUCAUGAAUGACGAGAAGAUGGAGGAGGGAACUUCCGCUACCACUAAACCGACCGGUCCCAAGCCAUGCACGAAGGAGGUAGAGGACACUGUUCUCAAAUUGGCCACUAAGAUAUUCAAUGGAUGCGAACAGAUUCUGGAAACUCUACUGGGCAUGUGCAAUGACCUAAUGAACUCUGGUCAGGCCAGUCAGAUGCAGGUCCUGGACCGGGUAGUGAAAGGAACUAUACUUGGCUAUCUGCUACCAGGUCUAGUCACAGCCUUACGUCAUCCUAACCUGCGCAGUCUGGACCUAGCUGAAGCCUUGGUCCCUCAGGUUGUCAGACUAACUGUCCUCAUCAGUCAGGUUGCCAUGGCUAUAGGAAACACUGCUCAUCAGGAGAAGAAGAUGGAUAAGAACAGCUCUCAGCCUCAUGAUGUUGUUACAGACCUUCUUGCCAGCCACAUCAAAGACAAGAGUGAGAAGAGCUGCGAGAACUAUCUGACAAAGCUUCGAAUCCCGGCGCCCUGGGCCGCUGGUAAGACAGUCGAGACCAUUCACCCUGUCAGAGAUAACUACAAGUUCAGAGAGACUGUUCACAUCCCGGGUGCAAGGUGUCUCUAUCUCAGAUUUGAACCUCGUUGUGCAUCCCAGUAUGAUUAUGACAAGGUUGUGAUAUAUGCUGGACCCAACACAAAUUCAAGGAAAGUUGUGGAGUAUGGUGGCAAUACGUACGGAUACGGUAGUAGGAGUGUAUUGGGAUCGGGCUGGCCCAAAGACUUGGUCAAGGUUAUUCGGGAACUUAGCAAAGUAACCCUCGCUAAGCAAUUGUGA